Molecule: messenger RNA, 1211 nt
Organism: Schistosoma guineensis
Lineage: Eukaryota; Metazoa; Platyhelminthes; Trematoda; Strigeidida; Schistosomatidae
Source: the annotation of a GenBank genome assembly
CAUAAUUUAACCAGUUGAUUCUUUUCAUGCCAAAAAUAACUGAUAAGGUAUACUUGUGUAUCGCAAAUAUACUUUCAAAACUUCCGGUCUGCUCUUAUUCCUGGUCUCACCAUGACCUCAUUAUUUUGGCCUGUUGCUCCUGAUGAGGUUGAAUAUAAUAAUCGCAGCAAAAUAUCAGUUGUUGGUUGUGGAGCAGUUGGAACAUCGAUUGCAUUUUCUCUGCUCGAUAUAGCUGGUGCAAUUGCCCUAAUUGAUGUCAAUGAAUUUAAGGUAAAGGGUGAAGUCAUGGAUUUGAUGCAAGGUCAGCUGUUCUCCGGAUAUUGUAAAAUUACUGGUGGUUCCGACUUUAAAUUGACGACAAAUUCAGAUAUUAUCGUAGUUACAGCAUGUGUGACUGAUAAAAACGAAAAUCCUGAACAACAAUUUGUAAAAAAUGUUAAACUUUAUCAGGAAAUAAUCCCUAAGAUUACUUAUCAUAGUCCUCAAUCUGUUUUGUUGAUUGUCACAAAUCCAGUUGAUAUAAUGACACAUGUAGCCGCCAAACUCAGUGGUUUCCCGAAACAUCGAGUUUUUGGUACUGGGACAAUUUUGGACUCAGCAAGAUUCCGUUAUCUUCUUGGUCAGAAAUUUAGUGUCGAUGCCUCAUCAGUUAAUGGUUAUAUAAUUGGAGAACUUGGUGAAAAUAUUAUACCUUUAUGGAGUACCGUGAAUAUUGCUGGUGAACGUUUAGUCACAAAAAAUGCACAUAUUAGAUGUUCAAGUGAUCCUGAAAAUUUCAAAUUGGUUUAUGAAUCGACAAUCAAAAGUACAGAAGAACUUAACCGAUUAAAAGGUUGUAAUUCAUGGUCUAUUGGACUUGCUUGUCGUGCCAUAUGUGAUGCUAUAAUACACAAUCUUCAUACCAUUUAUCCCGUCUCAGUGUAUGUUAAAGAUGUGAAUGGGAUCCAAGAAGACGCUUUUCUGAGUUUUCCUUCUUUGAUCAACUCUAAAGGAAUAAGUCAUAUAAUACCACAGCAGUUAAAUCCUGAUGAAGAAAGGAAAAUAAAACAAAGUGUUCAGAAGCAAAUAAACGUGGUGAUACAUCUAGGCAUAUGAAGCUUCACUGUAAUGGAUAUUUUCAGUUUGUUCAGAAUGACUUUUAUUAUUUAUCCGUGAGUUUUUGCCAUUUUGAUAAACUACUUUUAAUACACUAGUGCAUUGGAAGUACUUCA